Ogataea philodendri is the source of this 618-nucleotide messenger RNA. RefSeq lists its product as uncharacterized. The record is from RefSeq and is a predicted model, not a curated record. The transcript has a single exon. The coding region runs from base 1 to 618 and encodes 205 amino acids. Lineage: Eukaryota; Fungi; Ascomycota; Pichiomycetes; Pichiales; Pichiaceae.
AUGUCGAUUGCUCCUAGAUUUGCCCAUUCCCACGUUCUGUCUCCGGUUUCCAGCUCCUCCAACUCGAUCAAGAGCGCUGUCCAGCUGUUUCUGGACUACAAUUGCCCUUUUUCCAAAAAGCUGUUCAACAAGAUAAAUACCGAGGUUAUUCCAUUGCUCGAGAAAAAGCACAUUGCCGACAAGUUCGACUUUGUUUUCUUCAACGUGAUCCAGCCAUGGCACUAUGUUGGUUCUGGUGCCUACCACGAGGUCGCUUUGGCCGUUGCCAAGCUGUACCCAGAUCAAUUCUGGAAGUUCUCGGAGAUUCUGUUUGACAACCGGAUUGACGACUCCGUCACUUUCAACAAGACCCAAAAGGAGGUUGUUGGACUGGCAAUUGACCUUGCUGUCAAGUCUCUGGAAGGAGUCGACUCCAAGAAGCUCUGGGAGCUGCUGACCCCGGCCCCUGAUAAGGGUAACGGUCUGCAGAAGGACAACAAGUACUUCACCAGAUACCAGCGGACUGUGGGUGUUCACACCACUCCAACGGUUCUCGUUGACGGUAUCACGUUCGGAAACAUCGAGAGUUCCACCCCUGCGGAGGAGAUUGUCAAAAUCCUGGAAGAACUCUUGGACUAG